Molecule: messenger RNA, 882 nt
Organism: Scheffersomyces coipomensis
Lineage: Eukaryota; Fungi; Ascomycota; Pichiomycetes; Serinales; Debaryomycetaceae
Exons: 1
Coding region: 213-827 (204 amino acids)
Biological process (GO): ribosomal large subunit biogenesis; intracellular mRNA localization
Cellular component (GO): preribosome, large subunit precursor; nucleolus
Molecular function (GO): mRNA binding
Source: RefSeq, a predicted model, not a curated record
CGGCUAGCACGGUUCGCUUUCACCGAGCAGACCCGGGUUCGACUCCCGGUAUCGGAAAUUUGUUUUUUUUGCUCUUUCUCUAUUAAAAAUUGAUCACGUGAAAACCUUAAAAAAAUCUGAGAUGCACAUCUCUGGUUUAAAUUUUUUUUCACUAUUUGUAUUCUACAUAAUAGAAUUAUAAGAAUCAUAAGAGGUUUAAUAAAUAAGAAACAAUGGCUCCACAACAAUCAAAGACAGCUAAACGAAAUAAGACUCAGAAUAAGACUCGUUCUAUAGAGUCCGAAGUUUUCUCCGACUCCAAGGCUAGAAAUUUACUUGCAUCACAACCUAACUUAACUCAAAAAUCAAAAGUCAGAAAGUUAUCUAAAUCAGCCGUAAAGAAACAACAAAGACAGGUGAGAUUAUACGGUGCCAAGAACGGUAAAGAAUAUAGUGAAUCACAACUAGAUAUCCCAACCUUAAAUACUGCCAUUGUGCCUGGUGUUAAAGCUAAAAGAGGUAAAAAGGGAAAGAAGUUUGUUGCUGAUAAUGAUUCGUUAACAUUAAACAGAUUAGUCAGAAGUAUUAAUGAUAAAUAUGAUCAAGUGAAUGAAAGUAAAUUAGAAAAAUCAAGACGUUUAGAAGAAUUAAGAGAAUUAAAGAGAAAAGAGUUGGAAAGAAAAGAACAACAAAAGAUAGAUAAACUCGAAGGUAAGAAAGACGAAUUGAAAAGUAAAGCUUCAGUUGCUAGAAUAAAUAGAAGAAAGAAUGCUAAAGCAAGAAGAGCUGACGAAGAAAGUGAAGCAAGUGAACCAAAGAAGAGAAAGAAGGGAGUUUCAUUCGCUUAGAUUUAUUAUUUAACUUUGCAUAUUUUAUUUCAUCAGUCUACACAUGUUUUCAGUU